Messenger RNA from Pongo pygmaeus (Bornean orangutan), 1672 nucleotides. It is a transcript of the gene TMEM239, whose product is annotated as transmembrane protein 239. The transcript has 2 exons. Bases 34 to 621 code for a protein of 195 amino acids. The record is from RefSeq and is a predicted model, not a curated record. NCBI's taxonomy places the organism in Eukaryota, Metazoa, Chordata, Mammalia, Primates, Hominidae.
ACAAAGGGGCUCCUCUGGGGAGGGUGGGGGUAGAUGAGAGUGGGGACUUGGAUCUGCCUGCCAGGCCGUCCUGGGCGCUGCAGGAAGCAACAUGACUUAGGUAACUGCCCAGAGGUCCCACGCAUCUCCAAGGCCCUGGCCCUCUCCCCAGGUGCACCAGACAUGAUGCAGCAGCCGCGAGUGGAGACAGAUACCAUCGGGGCUGGCGAGGGGCCACAGCAGGCAGUGCCCUGGUCAGCCUGGGUCACAAGGCACGGCUGGGUGCGCUGGUGGGUGAGCCACGUGCCCCCAAGCUGGAUCCAGUGGUGGAGCACCUCGAACUGGCGGCAACCGCUGCAGCGCCUGCUGUGGGGUCUGGAGGGGAUACUCUACCUGCUGCUGGCAUUGAUGUUGUGCCAUGCACUCUUCACCACUGGCUCCUACCUGCUGAGCUCCUUGUGGCCCGUCGUGGCUGCGGUGUGGCGCCACCUGCUACCGGCUCUCGUGCUGCUGGUGCUCAGUGCUCUGCCUGCCCUCCUCUUCACGGCCUCCUUCCUGCUGCUCUUCUCCACACUGCUGAGCCUCGUGGGCCUCCUCACCUCCAUGACUCACCCAGGCUACACUCAGGAUUUGGAUCAAUAGAAGGGCAACCCCAUCCCACUGCUUGUGUCUGUUGAGCCCUGGCCUAGGGCCUUGAGACCCCACGGGGAGAGGGAGGGCAAUGGGAUCAGGGCCCCCUGCCUUGGCAGGCCCCAGACCCCCAGUCCCUAACAGGUAGACUGGGCUGACCCCGGACUCCUUCCUCAAGUCAAUGCUGCAGGUUCCUGGUGUGAGGGCCUGGGGGCUUUGAGAAGAGGGGGCAAGACAGAUGGCUUAGCCAUUGGUGAAAAUUGCUUAGCCAGGGGCAGAGCUUGACCAAGCCACUGAUAGCGCCCAUAUGGAUGUGAUGAUACCCGUGAGGCCCCCUUGGCAACUGACAGCAUCUUUUUCUCAUAGCCACUCAGCUGUCUCAGCUUCAGACUCACUGAGAACUUCUACCUGGGUACCACUGGCCUUGCCAUUCCUCCCACCAAUCCCCUCUUUCCACUUCCAGGAGAACCACAGACUCUAGAGAGGGUCGCAGUGACAAAAAUCUAUCAGGGAGAAGGCUGGCCAGAAGCCCCAGGAGACCUCAACUCACUCGCUCUCCAAAUCUUGCACCGCACGCAUCCUCCUCCCUAGACUUCCUACUUCCUGCCUCAGUCCGCAUCCCCAAGUCUGAGAAAUGGGCCAACUGGGGUCAGACAGCACCUACUCACUCUCUAAGAAUCCCAAGGUCUGUUAUGGAAAAAAUGAUCAAGAAGUCCCAUUUCACCCACUUACACAAUGUGUGGCCUUGGCCAAUUAAUUCAUUUGAGCCUCAGUGUUACGUGGGCCACUUCUGUCAUGGGGUUGUUGUGAGUCAAAGACAAUAUCUAUUUGUGAAGCAUUUUGUAGAAGCCAAAAACCUGUAAGAUGUUGCUUUGAGCUCUAAGAACAUUCUGUAGGCGCCUAAGCUCUUUUGACCCCAAAGACUGUUGAAGGAACAGGAAGCUUCUCUGGGCUUUCAGAUCAACUCUCUGUCCUGGAUAGAAUUUUGGCCCUAAAAUGGUAAACAAGAGGUUGGUUAAGUGUGGACAAGAUGUAAAAGGUCAUGUGCCAUGAAAUCUCAAAA